Molecule: messenger RNA, 2887 nt
Organism: Hordeum vulgare subsp. vulgare (domesticated barley)
Lineage: Eukaryota; Viridiplantae; Streptophyta; Magnoliopsida; Poales; Poaceae
Product: two-component response regulator ORR22-like
Exons: 6
Coding region: 678-2663 (661 amino acids)
Biological process (GO): phosphorelay signal transduction system; cytokinin-activated signaling pathway
Molecular function (GO): DNA binding; DNA-binding transcription factor activity
Source: RefSeq, a predicted model, not a curated record
GCUUUCCAUCGCCAUCUCGCCCUGCCCGCCCGCCUUGUGCCCCUUCCACCUCCCCAAACAACACCCCUCCCACCUCACCAACAGCGCUGCCGCUGCCCGCUGCUGCAGCGAUUUGGCUUCUUCUUCCUCCUCCUCCACCAUCGUCAUCUCCUCCCUUUGCCCGCCUCGGUUGCCUGGUGUGGCUGGGCUGAGCUGAGCUGAGCUGACCUGAGAGCUUGCUUGCUCGCUCCGUCACCCGGAGUGUCACUGUCUGUCUCUGCCUUUCUUUUCCCCUCUCUCUGUGUUUGUGUCCUUGCUCUCCUUUGGCCUUUUGCUUUCCCAACCUCUCCCCGGCCUCAAUAAUGAUGGAGUCGCCGUUGCAGUGGGUUCGCUCCUGAUUCCUCAAGGCCAAAAUCCCCUGUCUCGUCUCUCCUUCUCCACCGGCGCGCCAAAAUCCAAAUCCAUCUGCAGUUUUUUCCUCUCUGAUCUUCUCUUCUUCCCGGAGUAGUAAUUUUGGUUCUAGCUUGUUUGGGGCUUUAGCUUUCCCUUCUCUUGUGCCCUGGGUCUGGGGAUUGGCCUCCUUCUUGCUGGGGAUUGGGUCAACUGGAAGUUUUCGUCUUUAGGGUCAGGUUGGAGGUGCUUCCAUUGUACCAGUGAGCAGAGAGUUGUUGAGUUGCUCUGACUUGGCACGAAUUGGGAUGCUUUUGGACGCCAUGAUGAUGGAGGCCAGGAAGGGGCUGAUGGAGAGGGAGAGGGAGAGGGAGAGGGACCAGUUCCCCGUCGGCAUGCGGGUCCUCGCCGUCGACGAUGACCCCGUCUGCCUCAAGGUUCUGGAGGUCCUCCUCCGGCGCUGCCAGUAUCAUGUGACAACCACCAACCAGGCUGCUACUGCACUGAGGCUGUUAAGGGAGAACAAGGACAUGUUUGAUCUGGUGAUCAGCGACGUCCACAUGCCCGACAUGGACGGCUUCAAGCUCCUCGAGCUCGUGGGGCUCGAAAUGGACCUCCCUGUCAUCAUGUUAUCAGUGAAUGGAGAGACAAAAUCUGUGCUCAAGGGGAUAACUCACGGUGCGUGCGACUAUCUCCUAAAGCCCGUUCGCAUCGAAGAGCUUCGGAACGUGUGGCAGCACGUCGUGAGGAGGAAGUUCAGCAACCGUGAGCCCAACAACCAUGAUCUCUGCAAGGAGAUCAGUAAGCCGCCGAGCUCCGACUCAUAUUACCGGCUCGGCCAGGCCACCUGUGACAGCCACAGGUCAUCUGACCAGAGUGGGAGGCCCAACAAGAAGAGGAAAGAGCUGCACAGCGAAGACGAAGACGAAGGCGACGACAACGACGACGCCUCGGCGUCGAAGAAGCCAAGGGUGGUGUGGUCAGUGGAGCUGCACCGGAAGUUCGUCGCUGCAGUCAACCAGCUCGGGAUCGACAAGGCUGUACCUAAAAGAAUACUCGAGCUCAUGAACGUGGAGAAGCUCACCAGGGAAAAUGUUGCGAGUCAUCUUCAGAAGUACAGGCUAUACCUCAGACGGCUAAGUGCCGUGGCAUCACAGCAAGCCAGCAUUGCUGCUGCUUUUGGAGGCAGAGACCCCUUCUUGCACAUGGGAGCAUUUGAAGGACUUCAUAGCUAUCAUCAACCCUUUGCCCCUUCUGCUUCUCUUCCAUCUUUUAAUCCGCAUGGACUGCUGAGUGGUGCUAGUGCAGCAGCAUUUGGUAUUCAGGACCUUGCUUCUCCGAAGGCAAGUCAGUGCUCUAGCAGCAACGGCGCAGGAAGUCAUUGCGCCGGCGAUACGAAUAAGUUCCACAUUGUGAGCUUACAAGACAACCAACAGGCAGAUUUAUCGCAAGGCUUGACCGCAUCGUCGCUUGUGCAGCCCCAGCUCCAGCAGAAUUGGAUCCAUCAGGAAACCAAUGAUCUGUGCUCUGUUUUUUCUGGGGGUGCUCUGGUUAACACUAUGUCUGGCACACUCCAAAGAGUUACAGGCAGUUCACUGCCACCAGAAGACCUUUUGGAGUGCACUCAACACAUCAAAGUUGGAGCCCAUCCACCAAUAGGAAUGCCAACUGCGAGUUCAGGGCUGCUUGGAAGGUCUGUCGGAGUUUCUGCCAAUCUGCGGGAUUCUGGUAUAUCUCAGCAGGGUGCUCUUCCAGUCAGUGAUGGGUUUUCUGUCGACAAGUUACCGUUGCACAUCCGGUUCGAUGGUGCCGGCGUGACAAAACUUGAUGGCUAUGUGGCUCAAGAACAAGUGAUGGACCAAAAGGGGAUAUUUUCAGAAAGAAUGACUGUCAGUGUUUGUCCUUCUGAGAGCCUCAUAGCAGCCAGCAGUGCCAAGUGUGGAGCUAGUUCUUCUGGCAGUACAAUGCUGCUCCCUCCUCAUGAUGCCGAGCGACAUUCGAGAUACCUACAGUUUGGGGUUGCAAGCAACCCAAGGCAUAGAAUGGAUGGAAUGAGACAAGACCAAAGGCUGAACAAUGGAGGUUUUAGCUAUGAUGGUGGUGUCAUUGUGCCUGAACAGGCCCAUAUGUAUGAUUUGGAAGUUCCAAAGCUGCAGGGUCAGGGUGGGUUCAACUCCAGCGGCUGCAACUUUGAUGGCCUUCUCAAUUCCAUAAUAAAAGUGGAGAACGACGAGGUGCCGUUCGCCGAAAACGACCUGGGGUGUGAACUUUUCCCGCUUGGUGCCUGCAUAUGAGAGCUAGUACUACUUAGGCUAGUCCACUGCAGACCUAGAGGAGACUGUACAGUUAUUCCUAGGGGUACUUAUCAGCUAUGCUCGUGUACACUACUAGAUAUCUGAGGUAGCUAGCUAGGAACUUAAGGGCUUGUAGUAAUCUGUACUUUCUUUCUCCUGGAGUGGGCAAUGGAAGUGAUUGUGCUCAGUUCGUCAUAAUAAGAACACAGAUAUAUGCUGUCUAA